Messenger RNA from Exaiptasia diaphana, 907 nucleotides. Its product is annotated as putative odorant-binding protein A5. The transcript has 4 exons. The coding region runs from base 128 to 781 and encodes 217 amino acids. The record is from RefSeq and is a predicted model, not a curated record. Lineage: Eukaryota; Metazoa; Cnidaria; Anthozoa; Actiniaria; Aiptasiidae.
UGCCAUAGCAGCAGCUAUGGUAUAAAGGUAGCUGUACAUCUUCGUGGUCUAGCACUUCAUUCUCUGUGCACCAGCGUAUCUGUCUGAUCACUUUGUUUUGCACAAGCCAGCCGAAUACAGCCGUCAUAUGUAUCUGCAGUUUGGUACACUCUUCUUGGUCGUUAGUACCUUGACUAGUGCAGCCAGUCCAAAUCCUAGUGCGAUUGAUACGGGAUGUUCUGUCGAUUUUGACAGAAUUGUAGAAGAUAUCAAUGGGAGAAAGAUUGAUUGUGGAAGAYUGUAUCCAUGGCACCAAGUUAGCGGUUCCCUCGUUCCCAAAAUCCAAUAUACAAUGGCUUUGAAGGACAAGAAGUACACUGUAGCCAUGAUCGAUCCUGACGCACCAUCUGGCUGCGCACCGAUGAUGAGAAGCUUUCUACACUACUUGGCUGUGAAUGUUAAGGGGAGUGUUUUAAGGAAAUUGGUCAGUCUCACUAGUCCUAAAAUGUCCCCAAGAGUAUCGUACAUGCCGCCUGGUCCUCCACGYUAUAGCGGUCUACAUCGGUACAUAAUUUAUGUAAUGCAACAGCGCGAUGGCAAACGUAUUGCUCCUAAGCUUGGCAAAAGGUCGUCGGAAAAUUUUGAUAUUAAGGGUAUCAAAAAGCAAAUGAAGGCAAUGAUCAAAACCGGCAAUCCUGUUGUGAAGAGGAUACGCUUCGAUAUUGAUAAAUUUGYCAAAAAAUAUAAGCUCAGCAUUGUGGGUUCCAAUAUGUUUAUAACAAUGUGGGAGAAUCAGAAUUAAAGGUAGACAGUGGUGCCCUAAUGUACCUUGAGCUGAUAUAAAAUGGCAUUAYUUACGAUAAAUAGUAUUGUAGAAUAGCUGAUUACUGUCAUUGAAAAAUAAAGGCUUUACUGAAGAACUGGCUGA